CUAAUGUUUUCAUUUUUUAAAAAGAAGGAAAAAUCAGAGAAGAAAGAAGACUUUGAGCAAGAAUACAAAGGAAUCAAGAUUAUCCAUAGAAUAGCUGAUAUUACCAAAGAAACCACAGAUUGUAUUGUAAAUGCAGCUAAUGGCAGCCUGGCUCAUGGAGGAGGUGUUGCAUAUGCCAUCUCCAAAGCUGGAGGAAAAGAACUUAACCAAGACUCACGGAAAUGGAUUAAAGAUCAUGGAACGAUUGAAACAGGAGAGACAGCUUAUACCUCAAAAGGAAAUCUCGCUUGUAAUAACUACUGUAUUCACACCGUUGGGCCUAUCUGGAGAGGUGGGAAAGAGAACGAAGACCAGCUCUUAAGAGAUGCUGUUAGGAAUGCCUUCAUCAGAGCAUCAGAAUUAGAGCAGAAUUCUAUCUCAAUCCCAGCUAUUUCCUCAGGAAUCUUUGGAUAUCCUCUUAAAAGAGCUUGCAUACAGAUUGCUAGAGGUACCAAAGAGUAUAUAGAUAACCAAGAAGAGUACAAGAAUACCCUUUCAGAAAUAGUUAUGUGCAAUCUUAUUCCCAAAACCAGCUACGAACUUCAGGAGCAAUGCGUUAAGAUCCUGGUAGAAGAGGAAGAAGAGAAAAAGGAAGUCACAGAGCACCCCAAAGAACCUGAAGAAGGUAAAAUUCAGGAACAAGAUGGUGAAGAAGAUCCUGUAAAAGAGGAUAGUCAUGAGAAAGAAGUUACUGAAGAAGGAGAAGUUACUGAUAAAAUGUCUAACAUGAAACUUUCUGAAGAUCAAGAGGAGCAGGAUGGUUCAUAAAUUGCAUCACAGGUUCAAUAUAAAA
Messenger RNA from Moneuplotes crassus, 832 nucleotides. NCBI's taxonomy places the organism in Eukaryota, Ciliophora, Spirotrichea, Euplotida, Euplotidae. The record is from the annotation of a GenBank genome assembly.